AGCCCUCGCACAGAAACGAAGACCCAACACAGCCAUAAAUAAAUAAAUAAAUAAAUAAAUAAUUUAAAAAAAAAACAACAACACACAAUGUUACAGACAGCGGUGAACAGAGCUGUUUAAAGUAUUCUACAUGAUUUCCUAAAAUGUAUGAAGAAGUUAUUUCAAAAUAUUACUUUAAAUUAGAGCAUUGCCUACUUAUGACAAUGUCACCCAGCUACUACUGAGAAAGAACAUGGAGACGGUGCUAUAGUGCACAAACUCAUAGGCCCAGUUUCUGAAAAAGUGUCUCAGCCAAAAAGAUCUUUUAAUAUCCAAUCACAAGGAAACUAGUGGAGUUACUAUUACUAGGAAUAAGCUUUGAAAUCAUACCUAGAUUCUAAUCCUUACUCCUCCAUUUAUUCAUGGAUGUCACCUCACCUGUUUAUUUAGCUUCUCUGAACCUUAAUUUUCUUAUCUGUAAAAAUGGGUCAACAGUACCUAUACCUCAAGAGGUUGUUGUGAAGAUAAGGGCAUAUUAACCACGUGGUAACUGCUCAAUAAAUUUAUUAUUACGAGCAUUUCAAAGCCCCAUAAUAAUUACAAAAACUUUUAAGAAUGAAAUAAAGAAAAGCAAAUUCCAGGGCCACUCUCUCAGAAAAUCCAUGCUGGUUGUAGUAAUUAGCUCUAGGCAUGCCCUUUUUUCCCCAUUAUUAAACAGCAUGGUGUGGCAGAGAGAGCACUAUAUUAGCGCUGGCAAAUUUGGAUUCUAGACUCAACUGUGUCCUUAAAUCUGUGAGUGACCUUAGGCAUUCACUCAGCAUCUCUAGGCUGCAGCUUCUUCAUCUGAAAAUGAGAUUGUAUUACUGCCAGGUCAUUUCUAGCCCUAACAUCCUAAGAACCUAUUUUCUAAGAACCUAUUUACUCAGUCACUAAAGCAAUGCCACGUAUCAACCUGAUUAGGCUUUUCUGUAGAGUAACUAAAAUUCCCCUCUUUUUCAAACAAACCUAAAAGAUAGUCUUAUUUAUGAUUUAUAUCCUAUCUACUGCAAAAACAAUGAGAUAUUUAAUUUCAGACACCACAAAAAAGUACAAAGAAAACAGAAAAACACCCAUGUGCAACCAAACUCUGCAAAGAAGAUGGACACAGACUACUUAGCAGUACAGUAACCCACUGGAGUUCUAUAGAACUAGUCAACCGGGAAAUUUCCCCGGUGACAUUCUAAGCCCUGUGAGGACACAGAAAGAAGUCAGUCUGCAGUCUGUUAUCCAGAAGAGGAAAGAGGGCCCUCACCCAUCCAGGCUGGCACCCUGAUCUCAGACUUCCAGGCUUCAGAACUGUGAGCAAUAAAUUUCUGUUGCUGACAAGCUACCAAGUCUACAGUAUUUUGUUAUAGCAGCCCAAACAGACCAAGACACCAAGUAACCCUGAUUAACACUGCUGAACCUGUUUCUCAUUUCACAAUAAAAAAGACUGAGCAAGACUGAACUUGGUGCAAAUUGGAACUGAAAAUAAGUACAUUCGAUCACAGAAAAUGUUUGUUCUAGCACACACAACCCUUGUCUACAUUUUCAUUCAUUUCAGGGACUCUAAACGACCAUCACUUAGCCAUUUUACUUGCAUCUGUAGAGAACUGCACUUAAGUGAAUUAUACUUAAUUACACUUACAUGAGUUCUACUUAAUCAUUUCUCUGGAAACCUAUAUUAAAAAUUUUCAGAGAGAUCCAAGGUCAACACUGAAUCCCAAGUUCUGACUCGAGAUAGCUGGAUAUAAGCAUUAACUAGCAGCCUGCCAGUGAAAGUGAAUGACUCUUUGUGCCAAAGCAUCUUCCUCUACCUGCUGCUCAAAGCACCACUGAAACUAUUUCAAAAAAAAAAGAAAGAAAGAAGAAAAAAGACAAAACUAGCCUUCUUUCCAGAGAAUGACAGAUAUUCAUCCUAGACACACACAUUUUAAAAGUCGUUCAUUCAUUUUAAAAGUCAUUCAUUCUAGCGCUCUACCUCUAGAUUCCUUCAAGAGCUCCCCCGGUAUCUAGUUUAAAAACACACCCACCACCAAUUUCAGCUAUGGGUUAACAACAGAAGAAAACAUGCUAGCCCUACAGUCCAUUUCCUCAGUAUAAAAAACCUGCAAACUUUAUGGUUUCCCCUUUGUAAAUUCCAACCUAAGUGCUAUUUCCAAUUUUUUCCCUGCUUCUUCCAAGCAUAGUUAGUUCUCUGCUCUGAUGCUGGUAAAUUAUGGACCUGAAUGAGCUGGAACAUGCAAUCCAACGGUGCCAUAUUAACUCUGGACCUCAAUUUAGAAAAUCCAUUCUUUUCCAAACAGACAUCCUACAGAAGACGGGUUGUUGUUGCUGCUAUUGUUGUUUUAACAUUAACUGGCGUUUUGCAGAAGCAGCUGAUAGAGUCAGUAACACCAAGAUAGGUUUCUAAUUAAAAAAAGAAAAACUGACCACAAUGUAGGGACCAUAAGGUAGGGACAACCACUUUCCUAUACAUUCUUACAUCUCCAAUUUCUAGCAGUGUCACAGAGCAAAGGAUUAAAACUGCAAAUUGGCAAAUACCAGGAAGAGAAAAGACAGUCCUUCUACAUAAGAGGCAAUGCCUACUCACUCAAGAAUGACCACCAUUCCAGACCACUGCUACCAAGGACGAUGGUCCCUUGAUGGUCUCAGAGUUAGGAGGGAGGGCCAAAAAAUAAAAUGGCUGGAUAAAAGCAAACUUCAUGAUAAGGUUUGGGGAAAGAGGCACUUUUAGGAGUUAGUAAGCUAACUAGUUUAUGUGGCCCAAAGGACUUGGUCUAAGCAAAGCUAAGCUUCCUUAUUUAAAGGGCAAACUUCAACGGCUUCACACAAGUAGAAGAAAUACCAGUCAAUAAAACAAGCAAAUCCGAACUAUGUGCUCACAGACAUAGUUCCCAAAAACAUUUCCCCAAACUCGCUUUUUGCCUCUAGAGAGAAAAUUGUAGCCAAAGCCUCUGAAGAAACUAAACUCCUAGAGCACUUUUACAAUGUCUACUUACCCAAGAAAUGCUAGAAUAUAGAACUUUAAACAGAAAUCAAGUUCACUCAUUUGACAUUCCUACAAAAUCAGUACCUGAACGCAUGCCAUCACUUAAGCAGCCCCUAAAUAGACAAAGAGUUUUGAAGACUGAACUUGAAACCACAGAAAGCCUGUCUACUCGCUAUGGUCAAAACGGCACGUGACACCUAAGAAGUUAUAACAAAUGCUCAGGUGUCUGAACAGACUAAUUCCUGACACAGGAGCACAGAGAGUGAGUUACACCAAGCAACCUAAAUAAGGCAAACGAUUUUAACAUAAUAAAAAUUCUAAACGUGUCACCAACUAAGGAGAAGAGUCCAAAUCCCACUUUAAAAAAGGGCACACAGAUCAGCGUAGUCUCCUACACACUUUAAUGUUAAGUGAGGAACUCUAACUUUGGGACACUGUGAACUUCACAAGCUUACAAAAUGCUAAAGGUGAAAAAGAUCUAUAGAUAGCCAACAGUUUCUGCCCCAUCGCAAGACUGCAAUGCAUCCUGGGAUUCCUUCAGGACGGUUCGGUGCCGUAGAUAUGUUAAAAGUAAUUACAGUUUCAGUAAUAGAAAUUGCAGCGAGAGACGCUCUCUCGCCUAGGCCCAAGGUGAAGGGAAAACUCGACCAGUCGUCCUCCCCAACUCCUCAUCUCUCUCAACGCCCAUCCGGCCGACUCCUCCUGGCUCCAUCUGUCCUCGCUUCUAGGCCUCGUGGCACUGACCCGCGGCCGUCCCCCUCUCCGUCCCAUACGGUUCCCACUUCCAGCGGGGAACUGCGGCCCCGGGGGGGAGGGGCGGACACCAGGCCCCUCCGGUGUGCCCGGCACCCUGCUCCCGCCCCGCCCGGCCCUCCGCCGCGGUCAGCCCACGCAGUCCGCCUCCCCGGCCCGGGGCCGCCCCACCCAGGACAGCGGGCGCCGCUGUCAGCGCCCCACGUGCCGCCCGGCCCCACGGCCACGCGUCCCCGGCCCGGCGAGGCGCCCUCGACCCCAUCCCAGGAGACCUGCCUUGCUAUUGACUCAGAGUCACAAGAAGAAGAAAACACAAUGUGUCCGAAAUAAAGUGCCUAAAGUGACUUCUGACUCAGGAUUUGCUCUCCCCAACCUACUCCUAAGAAAGUGUCAACACAAGCAGCUGACUCAGAUGGUGACCCACACUGUCCUUCUUCAACCCUUGUCAUCAGAUACCAGACUUCAAGAGGAAUCACCUGGAGGGCACUGGGUGAUCACUCUGAUAGGUUGUUACAUGAUACUGAGCAGAGUUCCCGGUGCUAAAAGGUCCCCGCACGUUUCUACAGACCCCUUGCUGAGAAAGGUCUGGUACAGGUCACCAUUUGGCAGGAGCAUGAGGGCGUGGGACCUGCUGGGCCAGCCCUUUCAGCUCCUGGUUGUCCCACCCAGGGUGUCACACCUGUUGACCUCACUGCCUGGACCCUAGAGGAAUAUGGCUCAACAGUGCUUCCAAAAUGAAUAUUUUGACAGAUUGCUGAAUGCUUGCAAACCGUGUCACCUUCGAUGCCCUAAUACCCCUCCUCUAAUAUGUCAGCGUUAUUGUAAUACAAUGAAAGGAACAAAUGCAAUUCUCUGGACCUGUUUGGGCCUCAGCUUGAUAGUUUCUUUGACAGUUUUCGUGUUGAUGUUCUUGCUCAGGAAGAUGAGCUCCGAGCCAUUAAAGGACGAAUUUAAAAACACAGGAUCGGCUCUCCAGAAGGAAGCUAAUGCAGACCUGUAUGAGAGCGACAAUGGCGGGACUGGUGCGGAAACUCUUCUUUCGAGAGGCCUUGGGUACACAGUGGAAGAAUGUACGUGUGAAGACUGUGUCAGGAGCAAACCAAAGGUCGAUUCUGACCAUUUCUUUCCACUCCCAGCCAUGGAGGAAGGUGCAACCAUUCUUGUCACCACGAAAACAAACGACUACUGCAACAGCCUGCUAGCUGCCUCCAGUGUCACGGGGACGGAGAAAUCAAUUUUCCCAGCUAAUUAACCAUUUCGAUGGUAUAGAGCUACUUGGAAAAUCUUUUGUCAGAAGAAAAGGAUGAUGUAUCAGAUCUUUUUAGGAUGAUUGUACUUAUCAGUGGAUGAUAUGGCUUUUUGUUCUCUAAUUCUGGAAAAUCUUUGUUAGGUAUAUUUUUCUACCUUACUGUUGGGAGCUUAGCUGUGGAAACUUCCUUGGU
This is a messenger RNA of Balaenoptera musculus (blue whale), 5184 nucleotides long. It is a transcript of the gene TNFRSF17, whose product is annotated as TNF receptor superfamily member 17. The record is from RefSeq and is a predicted model, not a curated record. Gene Ontology annotation, biological process: tumor necrosis factor-mediated signaling pathway. Gene Ontology annotation, molecular function: signaling receptor activity. Bases 4455 to 4994 code for a protein of 179 amino acids. The transcript has 9 exons. Lineage: Eukaryota; Metazoa; Chordata; Mammalia; Artiodactyla; Balaenopteridae.